Messenger RNA from Magallana angulata, 1050 nucleotides. RefSeq lists its product as uncharacterized. NCBI's taxonomy places the organism in Eukaryota, Metazoa, Mollusca, Bivalvia, Ostreida, Ostreidae. The record is from RefSeq and is a predicted model, not a curated record. The coding region runs from base 1 to 1050 and encodes 349 amino acids. The transcript has 3 exons.
AUGCUGAGGGUAAGGAACCAAAGGGCAUCUAAGGCGAGAAGCCCAUGUGGAUACGCAGCCGUGCCAAAUGGAACAAAUACAGUUGCCUCGAGUAGUGUAUUGGCACGAGGUCGUCGCGGAAAUCGUCGAGGAGGUCAAGUGAGACAGCCCGUUCCUCAGACACAAGCGACUCCUCCAACACCUGCGGCUCCGACGACACCAGCGACACAGGCGUCAACUGAAGCAGGCCAGGGAAUGUCACGGAGCGGGAUGAUUGGGAUGAUUCCUCACAUGCCGCCCAUAGUUAACCCCACCCCUGACGCACCGAGUGCGUUGUCGUCACAUGUUCCCAUGAAUCAAGUGGUCAAGAUUCCGACAGUUGGCUCCUACAGCAGACAAUUUUCCAUGUCAAAUUCCUGCUCCAUUUUGGGAGAUUAUUCAUCAACUAUAGAUCAACUGUUAGAAGCCAGUAUAUCUGAAAACUCAAAUUCAGUUUGGAUCAUUGGCUCAUCUAUUAUUCAUUGGGCACAGAAAUAUGCAGAGAACUUAAAUCAGUUAAACCUUGGAUUAAACCACUUUACCAUUAAUUGGAAUGGUAGAAGGGGAAUGGUUUGGGAGUACUUGUAUACAACUGUGUCAAGUAUGUUAAUAGCUAAUAAACAACCAACUAUUUUGAUAAUUCACUGCGGUGGUAAUAAUAUUGGGGACCCUCAAAAUACCCUUAAAGGUAUUCAAAAAUUCAUGAAACUAACUUUAUCUCAAAUAGCAGACCUCUUGCCAAACACUCUCAUUGUAUGGUCACAUAUAUUACCUAGAAGUAAUUGGAGGCAGUCUUUAUCAACCAUUGAAGGUGAAAACUCUAGGCGUAGAAUAAAUAGUGCCAUUGCAACAUUUGUUUUGAAAAAGCUUAAUGGUGCAUCUAUAAAAUAUCCAGAUAUCCAGAUAACUCAAAAGAGAUUAUUUAGAUUAGAUGGUGUGCAUUUGUCAGAUCUGGGUAACAAUAUAUACAUAAAUUCCCUGAAAAAUGCUACUGUGCAGUUUGUGACAUCUUCCUCUCGCACCUAUCCUUAA